Messenger RNA from Schistocerca gregaria, 4843 nucleotides. RefSeq lists its product as uncharacterized. Bases 358 to 3966 code for a protein of 1202 amino acids. The record is from RefSeq and is a predicted model, not a curated record. The transcript has 3 exons. Lineage: Eukaryota; Metazoa; Arthropoda; Insecta; Orthoptera; Acrididae.
AUCUCGAUAAGGAAAACUGGUCGAUCGGUUGGCCAAGGCGCCUAGAUACGUCCAAAUUGUCGGUCAGUCGGUCCGUGUGUAGGAGCCUUUACGGUUACCGAAACUGCCAUAGUUCGUUAGACGGCCACAAGGCGGCGCGGCUUCUGUUCCUUUGUAGACUGGAGGCAGAGCACAUUUACUCCUUCCCCGGUAAGCGUCGUCGCCCGAAGGACCGUCUCGAUUUUGGCGUGCCCGCCUUAUAAGCUGCUCCGUCUUUAGGAGUUUCAGGUAAACGGGAAAUACCUUUACAGCCGCCCCCGUCAGCCAUUGCGCCGAGUUUGGUCUUCAAGUACUCAGGUAUUGUAUCGACAGCAGGAAAUGGGAGCAGAGGACGGUGCCUGGGCAACAACCCAGCAGUCGGAAACCACGGAUGGAUUACCAGCGAUAAAGACAGGCAUCUGUAACGACAGCAUAUCAGCAGCACCCACAUCAGAGUCACACCUUCCUCAGCAAGUAUCGGCUAUACGCGAAUCUCCAGCGCCUGUCGAAAGCUAUGGAGGCAGUCAAUGUGAUCCAGACAUCUCUCCAGUGCAGCAGAAAGAAUGUGAUCCACUUGCUGUGGAGGCACUAACGCAGACUUUUCAAAUACAUGACUCUGAAGACCAGGGCACGUCAGGAACCCAAGACAUGCUUGUGUCGGAUCACCAGAAAUCCUCACAGCCUGCAGAAAGCAAUUGUAGUGAACCUUUGGAGUCAGCUGUCUAUUUGACACAGCAGGAGGAGCGUGUUGCAGAAGACCCUGAGGCUCAUGCGCAAGAUUUUUACGCCUCUUCAGGCCAGAGCACGGCCGUAACGAAAGCAUUGCUAGUAUCACCAGUUCAUGAAUCCCAAUUGACUCCGGGAAACAGUCAAAAUAAUCCGUCGGCUCCGGCUCUCUCUCCAACCCAUCGAGGAGAGUGGGUUUCCGGAAAUGUCGAGGCAGUUACACAUUUCCUUCAGGACUAUGCCUCCAAAGACCAAGGCAUCUUAAGAAUCCCAGACAUGGACUUACCGGAUGGCUACAAAUCCCUACAUCGUUCGAAAAGCUAUCCAAACAGUUCUUCGCUUGCAGAUAUGUCCCGAACCAUGCAGAGGGCACACAUCUACGUCUCCGAAAAUUGGGACUCAUCCGUAACCGAAAAUACCUUAGUAUCACAUGUUCAAGAUUACCAGUCAUCUGUAGGAAGCAAUCCAAAUAAUCCGUCACAACGAGAAGUCCCCUCUAGGCAGCAGGAGGCAUGUUGUCCUAAUGCUUUGGAAAUUGUAGCACAAUCGCUUCAAAUCUGUGCCUUCGAAUAUCAAACGACCACAGAAACUCAAGACUUCAUGGCAUCAUCUCAAUACGAAUCCCAACUGUCGGCGAAAAGCAAUCUGUCGCUUCCGCAUAUGUCCAAAACGCCGUGGGGAGAGUAUGUUCCAAGCAUUUUAGAGAUGCCUGCACAAACUAUUCCAUCCAAUGCCUGGAAAGACGAAGGGACACUAGCAACUGAAGAAUUAGUAGUUUCGGCUCAACUCGAAUCCUCAAUACCUGUGGAAAGCAACCACAAAAUUUCCUUGGAACCAGGCGUUUCUUCAACACACCAGGAUGAUAGUGUUCCAGACGCUCGCAAGGCACCUGCAUCUGACGGUCAAAGCAGAUCAGAAACUAAAUCCUUGAUGAUAUCGAGUUUUCAUGACUUUUCUUUACCUGCAGAAAUCACUCCAAAUAAUGUCGCAGAACCGGAGGUCUGUCCAAUGCAGCCGAGUGACUCUGAAACAGAUCCAUUCGACUGUCUUGCACAAGCUCUUUUAAUGUAUUCUGUCGAUCAGGACACGUCAUUCACGCAAGAUAUGCCGGUAUCGGCUAACAACGAGUCCCUGGAGACAGUGGAAAGUGGUGCAAAUAAUCCCUUGGCACAGGAGGUCUCAACCACACAGCGAAGUUUGUCUGAGCCAGGAAUCUACGAGCCUCUGGGACAAGCUCUGUACACAGGUGCCUCCAAAGAACAGUGCACGUCAGCAACUCAAGAUUUGGUGCUAUCGGUUGUCCAAGAAUCCAUAUUACCUCUAGAAAGCGAUGCAGGUAGUCCCUUGAUUCAGGAUGUCUCUGCAGUCCCACAAGAUGAGAAUGUUCCAGGCGCUUUCGAGACUCUUGCAGAAGGUCUUCUGAUCAACGCUUCUGAAGAACAGUGCAUGUCAGGAACCCAGGAUUGGCUGGCACCAGUCGUCCAAGAUUGUUCAGUGGCUGUGGAAACCAAUUUCCAUAACCUCUCGGUUCAGGAAGUGUCUCCUGCCCAGCAGGAAGUGUGUGUUCCAGGAGCUUUUGAGGCUCUUGCACUACGUAUUCAGAUGCACGCCUUCAAGGAUCAAGGCAUUUCAGGAAUUCCAGUACUACAGAUGAAUGACAGGAAGAGAAGUGUACAUGAAUCGACUGCAGGUAACUGUCUGAGCGAUACUGCAGUGUUUACUUCUCUCGUUGGUGUCACGAAACACGAAGAAAAUGAGCAUACACAUAGGAAUGAAGCGCCUACUCCAGAAGACAUGUCUGGAGCUAGAAACCAAGUAGCAACGGUAAGAAGCAACAGUAUGAGUGGCAGUGGCAAAAGCAGCAGCAACAACAGUGCCAUUGGAAGUCCUAAUAUCUGUUCUUCGCGCCUUAGCUUUUUCGAUUCAGACGACGAGACGGACAGGGCGGAAUCUUUUGCAAGCUUGAUGAGCCUGGUAGACUUCUACAGCGAUUAUUUUGAAGAUCUCGAGGAGAAUCAAAGUGAAGAGUAUGUCUUAAGCAUGAUCACGACCUAUGUGGAUGUGGCCACCGACUUGAUCGGCAACCUUCGCCUUGUUGCAGCACGUAUCUUCACCUCUCCGCAAGGUGCAGGGAAUAUACUUUACGACAUAAGCUGGACGGUUCUGUAUCUGGCCGUCGAUGAGGAGGUUGACCUUUAUGACGUCGGCUCUUGCUACAAAUUAAGACUUCUAGCUGUGAAAGCUUACAUAAGAACGACGUGCGAGAAUACUGCUGAAGGAGCCAUUGCAGAAACGAUCCGCCAAGAGUUCCUAGCUAAGGAACACGGUGUUCCAGGUGAACCCAUUAGUUGUACCAGGCUGACUGCAUGUAUACUGCAGGAAACAGUCCGUGCUAGGGGAGGGAUUCCAUUCAGCAGUGGAGAAUACGGGGAUGGCGUGAUCACAGCACCAGACAGAACUUACGAUGGGACUUACAGUAAAAAUGUCAGAGAGGGUGAGCACGUCUACUCGGAGAUCCAUCAAUGCCGAUAUGUCGACGACAGUACAUGCCAUCGAGAAGCUGUGCUGAAGGUUUACUCUAUAGCAGAGGAGCGUGUGUGCAGAAUCAGAGCCAUUAACGGGAAGAUGCUCAGCUGCUUCAAAACAGUGCUAAACGUCCUGGGCCUGGGGCUGGAGGCGAACAGGAUGGCUCAGCGAGCGGUUAAGGAGGCGUUGAGGCACCAGCUGCCAGAUACAAACCACGUGGUGGUAGCCGCGAUGCAGCUGGCCAUGGCUGCUACCAACCACGCGGAGACGGCUCUGAGCGAAAUGGAGCAGGCGGUGGAACUGCACAGGAUCGUCGUGAGAGCACUGAGGCAGGCGGAGAGGUCUCUGUACAACCUGCGGCUGGAGGCCUGCUGCGGCAGGAAUGACCUCAGUGAUAUCAUUGCCUACGUGGAUGUCGUCGAGGAGGCGGUGGAGAGCGCUUGCGAUAUCUACCUGGACAAAGCGAGCAGGGACGUCCCAGUCGACGCGUCAUGGGCAGUCUUGAGCAGAGAUACCAACGAGUUCCUCUCCACAUCGACGAUGGUCCAUCAGAGAAGUGACGACGCUCCGAGGGAUGUUUUCCAAGCUCUGUUUUGGGCCACCCGUAGUGCAAUCACGGCCAUUGACGUAACUCUGCAAGGGCUUCGGAAACUAUCCUUUUCGAUGUUGUUCAAUGUCACACAACUGGGGAGAUAGUCUUGACUCGUUGUUCGUCGAAACUGUUCAACGAAGUCGCAAAAAUGGAAAAGUCCUGAGACAACACCUACUAGAUUUUAAGAUAACUAUUUAUAUCCAGGUAGCGAACCAUCAUUUUAACUUUUGCGUGACUAGUUUUUACAGCCUUCUGUAUUAUCAUCACGCUAGCGUGUAUAUCCCCUAAAAGUUUUGAUUAACUCGAAAAUUCUAGCGUUAGGAUUGCAAAAGUAUAUUCCUUUCAGAUUUGACAAUCUGUAAAUGGUAGCUCCCGCCUUCCCUCUUCAUUUUUCUUGUGAACUUUUGACAGCAUAAUUUUUGCUCUCAGAUGAUACGCCAAAGUAUUGUGCCACAUAAAGGUUUACUGUCGUUUCAAGUGUUAAUAGCAUUUUACUGUUGAACACUACUUGUUGACAAAAUUUGAAUGUUCUUACAAUGUUUCAAAUUGCUUUAAUGUAAAACGGCCAUAGACGAACAGCUACUGGAACGCGUUAGCAACGCAUCCAUUCUUGACAGGCCAUUUCAUUUUCUCCCGCGUUGAGGGAUGCUUUUAAUCUCUUCCAUCUCCGCCCGACAUAUUUGCUGUGUAAGGAAAUCACACAGCUUACGUAUACUGGGUUUGGUACAUGCACAAUCUGUUAAUAAGAAUUAUUCCUAGCACCAAAAAACUGACACUGUUUGUGUCGUCACGAAAUUUUGUGAAGUUCGUAAUGAGUUUUCAGUAACUUCAUACGCAUAUGUGUUACCGUGUUUUCAUACAUUGUCCUUGGAAGAAUGUAAUCUCUACCAAACUAAUUAAAAAUAUUCUAAAUGUUUCCAUGUUUACCCAUUGCAAAUCCAUCUUUUUAAUUUACAGAAAAAUAAAGCGAUAAUUACAGAA